Messenger RNA from Pollicipes pollicipes, 1260 nucleotides. RefSeq names its product serine/threonine-protein kinase 10. The transcript has 10 exons. The record is from RefSeq and is a predicted model, not a curated record. Gene Ontology annotation, biological process: protein phosphorylation. The coding region runs from base 1 to 1260 and encodes 419 amino acids. Lineage: Eukaryota; Metazoa; Arthropoda; Thecostraca; Pollicipedomorpha; Pollicipedidae. Gene Ontology annotation, molecular function: ATP binding; protein kinase activity.
AUGAGCGAAGAUGACGAGCUCGAGGGCUUUAUGGUGGAGAUCGACAUCCUCAGUGAGAUGCGCCACAAGAACGUCGUCCGCCUCAUCGACGCGUACCUUUUGAAGAAGCAUCUCUGGAUGCUGCUGGAGUUCUGUGACGGCGGCGCGGUGGACUCGAUCAUGGUGGAGCUGGACCGGGGCCUGAAGGAGCCGCAGAUCGCCUAUAUCGCUCGCGGCAUGGUGGAAGGUCUUGAAUACCUUCACAACAACAACGUCAUCCACCGCGACAUCAAGGCCGGCAAUGUGCUGCUCACCACCGACGGCGGCGUCAAGCUCACCGACUUCGGCGUUUCGGCCAAGAACAAGCACAACGCUCAGAAGCGCACCACGUUCAUCGGCACGCCGUACUGGAUGGCGCCCGAGGUGAUCGUGUGCGAGACGUCGCCCACCGAGACGUACGACCACAAGUCGGACGUCUGGUCGCUGGGCAUCACCAUGAUCGAGUUCGCGCAGAAGGAGCCGCCCUACAACGAGCUGAACCCGGUGCGCGCCAUGCUGCGGAUACAGAAGUACGACCCGCCCGCGCUGGACCGGCCCAGCCAGUGGAGCAAGGAGUUCAGCGCUUUCAUCGGCGCCUGUCUCAAGAAGGCGCCCGCCGGCCGGCCCGACGCCGCAGACCUGCUGCAGAUGCCGUUCAUCGACCGCACGCUGGACAACAAGCCGGUCCGGGAGCUGCUGCUCGAGUACAAGGCAGACGUCGACGAGGGCUUCGAGGAUGCCGCCGAGGAGGACAGCCGCGUGUCUCGGGUGAGCGACUCGCUGCUGCUGGGUCCGUCCGAGGAGGAGGAGGAGGAGGGGCUCCUCAGAGUCUGCUGCCGCCAGCGCGGAGUCAACGUCCCUGCCGGCGACUCAGACUCCCCCGCCGUCGGCUCCCACUUCCCCGCCGUCGGCUCAGACUUCUCCACCUUCGACUCAGAGUUCCCCAGCAAGCCGCAGCCGGAGCCGACGCACGUGUCCGUGGUGCAGGUGGAGCCGGAGCGAGAGCGGUCGCCGGACGCGGGCUCUGCGACGGCGCUCUCGCCCUUCACGUCCAUCACACUGCAGGGCACCACUGUGGGCAGCUCGGACGUGGACCACUUGGCGGAGGAGACCAGCCUCUCCCCCGGACACAGUCCGCUGCCGGCCCGGGUACGGCUCCGUGGUGUAACCAAGGCGUCGGCUGAACCAGGUCCUAUCCACCAGCUGCCUUCGCAGUACAGCCACCAUGACGACGCAAUGUAG